Medicago truncatula (barrel medic) is the source of this 1494-nucleotide messenger RNA. RefSeq names its product AUGMIN subunit 7. NCBI's taxonomy places the organism in Eukaryota, Viridiplantae, Streptophyta, Magnoliopsida, Fabales, Fabaceae. Gene Ontology annotation, molecular function: microtubule minus-end binding. The record is from RefSeq and is a predicted model, not a curated record. Bases 269 to 1258 code for a protein of 329 amino acids. The transcript has 9 exons. Gene Ontology annotation, cellular component: HAUS complex. Gene Ontology annotation, biological process: microtubule organizing center organization; spindle assembly.
CUUGAGUAUUAUUCGCAAAUUCUGUAAAAUUAUUUCAUUCAAAUUUGAAUUUUUCUUUUCUUUCUCAUAGAACUGGUAGUUGAGAAAUUUUGAAGUUGAAAUAGGUGAACCCAAUCAUCAUCGAUACGAAUUGAAGAAGCAAGCAGCGUUAAGAUUGAUUGAUUGUUGAAUGAACAAUCAAAUUGGUCUAUGUCUUUGUAAAUCACUAUCAAAUAAGUUUCCGAAUCUGUUAUCUAAAGGUGGAUGAAAUAAUUUGAUACAUAAGAAGAUGGCAUCAAAGCAAAUGGAAGUGAUUCAGAAGAAAUUAGGAAUGCUAAAUUAUCCAAGGGCAAAUGCAUCUGCCCAGUCCCUUUUAUUUGCUGGCAUGGAGCGCUAUGCCCUUUUUGAAUGGCUCUUCUUUCGGCUAUUAGGUGAUAAGUCACCCUUCUCUCAACAAAACUUACAAGGGGAUGCCCUUGACCGUGACGAGGAGACGGCUCGAAUUCAAUAUUUGGCAGAAAUUGCUAAGUUUCUGGGCAUUACAACAACUGUAGAUACCGACGCCAUUCAAGUUAGUCAUCUAAUUACUGCUAUUACUUUAUUUUACCAAAUUAGUAGCUUUAACUACGACAAGCCUAAGCGACUAACCACCGAAUACAUUGUUGACGAGCAGGUAGCCAAGGACAUACACUUGAUAGAUUCUAUUGCAGAAAAACAGGCACAAAUAUUUUCUGAAGAAUGUAAAUUGUUUCCCGCAGAUGUUCAGAUUCAGUCCAUAUAUCCCUUGCCAGAGGUUGCUGAGCUGGAGUCAAAGCUUACUGAACAAUCAAAAAUAUUAUUGAAUCUUCAACAAAAAGUUGAUGACUUGGCAUCGAAGCAUGCUUAUAAUCCAGAUGAGGAGUACACAGAGGUGGAAUCUCAACUGCGGGCACAUUUGGAAUCUUUCCUAGAAACAGCUAGAACAUUCAACAUGAUUUACACCAAGGAAAUUCGUCCAUGGACACAUAUGAUGGAGGUUCCACAACUACAUGGGUUUGGACCAGCUGCCAAUCGGUUAUUGGAGGCAUACAAAAUGCUUCUAAAGUUUUUAGGGAACCUACAGAAUCUAAGAGACUCGCACGCUGCACUUGCUUUUGGAUCCUCUGAAACAUCAGGAGGGCCGUCUUCUGUCUCAAGAAUAAUCUCUGAAUGUGAAUCUGAAAUGACAGUCAUAAAUCGAGAUCUUGGAAUUCUUUCCGCUUCCAUUGCUCGUGAACAUGGAGAGAAAAUGAGCAUUUGAUGAAACAAUGAGAAUAAGAUUAACCCUGAAGUCUUACUCUUUUGUAUUUUGUGAUCUUUUUUAUGAAAAUAUUGUUAUCUUGUGCAUAAUAUGCAUAUUGUUGACAUGAGAUAUGAAUGUGACAGAGUCUGAAUAGCUGCAUUAUCCGUAGGAACUUAGGCUUAGUGAUGUUUGUACAUUAUUAAUUACUUGUGCAAUUUUAAAAAUCACAGUUUAAGCUGGUGUUUUGGAUUUGA